AUGGGUCAAUAGCCAAAAUGUAGGUACAUUUGAAGGUAACCGUUAAUGAAGAUUUCAGUGUGUACUGACCCUCAUCGCAUUUCAAUUUCCGCGGGAGUAAACUGACGCUUUAGUCCCUGGAAGACAAAACACAUUUAGUCCAUGGAGGUAAAAAAAAUGAUUUCAUUCCUCUACUUCUACUUGAAAGAUUAUCAUUUUGCCGUGUUUUCAUUUAGAAGUGACGCGAUUCGAAAUUCAUUUGUUAUCGCCAUAAUCAAAGGUGGCCGAUUCUCUGACAUUGCAAUAAGUAGGUUUGUAAUCUAGUUAUCCAUAUGACAAUUAAUAAUUCACGAUGUGUUUCAUUAAAUCGGAGUUCAAGGUUAGUAAUUUUAUUUCUGCUUGGUGCCCAUGGUUCGUGUGUUGCGAAUGCGCGAGUUACCGUUAAAUGUAUCUAAUUUGGUUAAAUUUUCACACGUCGCAUUACAUUACACACGUCCUUCGCUUUAUCUUUAUUUACACGGAAAUUUCAACAGGUACGAAUAGUGGUUUAUCUCAUUCAGAAUGCGAGCGCGUACCGUUUUCUCCGCCGGAUUGCCCUUUGUGUGAACCAUCCGCGAUAUUAUAAUCGCACAUAAAUAGCUUGUUUUGAUUCAAUUGUCAUAAAAAUGCUAGCCGGCUGCGAUAAUUUCUAAGAUUCAUACAUUAAGUAAGUGAUUAAUGCUUGUUGAGAAAUUGAGGCGAUAUCUAUUUAUAGACGUUAAAGAACAUAUGAAAGAAAAACGCGCGUUCAACAAUCAUUUUGCCGUUUUUAAUUAUACUGCAGGUAGUGAUUAAAAGUAAAUCUUUGUAUUUAAGAUUCGUGUUUAGGUUUCGAAACGUGCCUUUGCAUGACUCGCUUGCAAAAGAUAAACUUUCACAAUUAAACUCGUUCUUGUGUGCGUAACUGAAUAUUUAACUGGGAUUGCAGUUUUAAGUGUUCAAGGGUUGAUUGGAAACAGAAUUGGAAGAAAAAGUGCAUUAGUCAGAAUAAGACAUAUGCAGACUGUCCAUAUAAGUAUAACAAGUUGAUGCUUUCGUGGGACGAAUACGUGACGUAGAGCAACUGCUAUUGGAGCUGGUCCUCCACAGACACCUCCGCCUGAGAACUACUUCUCACUGGAAGCAUCCUUCACUUUCAUUAAGUGCGCGAUUGUCAUACGUUACACACGGUUCUGUUCGUUCGAAUUUUCGCAAAAUGACCGUUAAUAAAUCGACUACGAGUGUUACAAAAACAAAGAAGAAAAGUGCGAGUACAAGUGCGUCUACGUCGAGUACCAGUUGCACCAAGGUCACCAAAAAGGUUGUAGAUUCUUCAAAAACCACGGCCACGGGAACAUCUCGUUCGUCGUCGGCUUCCAGCCUCCAAAUCGCCGACGUGUCCCAUUUACCGGGAUCCUCCGCAUUUAAUCAAACAUAUUCGGUAACCGAAACAUUUCCGCAAGGAGGCGGUGAAAGUGUCACCACCUACGGUGCAGCCGGAGACACUUCUGUAGAAUAUCGCCAUUUCAUCAAUAAAGAAUCCUCAUCUCUACAAUCGGCAUCAAAUAUAGUGCAAGUAAGUUCCACUUUAAAUCAGUCAAAUACAAACCUGUCCACCUUUUCGGACGAUUCAAAUGCGACAUAUAUAGUAACCGAGCCAAAAGAAGAACUACGCUACACGCAAAACAAAAACGACUCGGCUUGGAACGGCAAGUUCGUAUUGGAACAGCCGAUUACUAAAAAAGGGACAAUUGUCGAGCAGUCGUCCUCGUCAUACUCCCAACAAAAAAGCUCAUCUAUUCAAAAAAGUUCCUCUAGCAGUUAUGUUGUCGAAAUCGUGGACGGUAAGGAGCGAAUAAUCGAUCGGAAACAUCACGAAUCGGGCUCCUCGACCGCCGCAAGCAGCGAAGAACAGACCUCCUCAAAAUCUGGCACAAAUAUAAUUCCCGAAUUGCACCACGUACAAAAACAGGCGCAAAGCUCGACCGUGUACGAUUCUUCCGUGCCCGAAUUAUCCCAACCCCAAACUAGUGGCUCUAAGACUAUUAAAGAGCUUCAUCGCGUAGGCGAUUCCCAGACGUCUAAUGUUUACAAAGUUGAGGAUAACAAAGCCGUUGCGCAUCCAAAGUUACGGACAGACACAAACUGGGAUGGUACGUUUACAGUGGAGAAAGUCGCGAGGGAUAAUAAAACGUCACAGACGAAGUCAGAUUCUCGAAAUUUUUUCGGACACGACUCGACCGCGGUCAAAACGAAACAGUCGGAUGUCCACAGUUACACGGAUACAAAAAACUUCCACGAUUUAGGCAGUGAUGUUAUUACAACAACUACCACGACUACGUACUACGAUUCUGCGGGAAAUGUUGUUAAUGUUGUUACUGAUGUGGAAAAUAAAAAUCCUCCACCUUCAUCGAGAACCACGUCGGAAAACGUGGAGCGUAGGACACAAAUUAGCGAUUCUCGCGAUUUCUACGGUCAUGGGAUUGACUCGCAAACGACGGUAGUGGAAAAUGUGUACGAUACUUCGGCAACUCAAAAUACUAUCGGAACCAAAGGUAAAGUUUUGCGAGAUCAUACCAUAGAUUCGAAAGAUGUGGUGUACUCCAACGAUCGUAAUUAUGGCAAAACGUCUUGGAAUGGACAGUUCACCUACGAAACUUCUCCUAAACCCAAACAACCGACUAGAUCAACGACAGACUCGCGUGAUUUUUACGGACACGGCGUCGACUCGCAAACCACCGUGGUCGAUAAUGUGUACGACACCACCGCCACCCAAAAUACCAUCGGCACCAAAGGCCGCGUUAUUAAGGAUCAUACGAUCGACUCAACGGAUGUUGUUUACUCGAACGAACGAAAUUACGGGAAAACCUCUUGGAAUGGGCAAUUCACGUACGAGACUCCCAAACACAAGCCUGGCGAUCAACCCACGCGACCCCAAGGGAGCACCACCCAAUCGUUUAUUGACGAACAAAAGACUGCGCCAGGACAAACGACCAAAUCAAUCACGGUCGUCGAGGACGUAUCCGAUACGAAAACUACCGUGAUUAAGGACUCCAAAAUGUUUGUAGACCAAAGCUACAUUACAGGGAAACCCGGCGACGAUUCACCACGGACUCGCCCCGAUCAACAAGUGCCAACGGAUCGUAAAACUACAACAUCGAAAGACAUAAUGGAUCAAACUUAUGUUAUCGACUCCACCAUGAAUGACACGAACACCACCCAUUUUAAGGACUCGCAAACAUUUGUCGACAAGCAAAGUACUUUUGAAACGUAUACUACAACAGAUGGCCGCAGGGAUCAACCUCGAGAUCGCCAUCCCAGCGGCCCCGACGACCGACGUGGACCACGGCACCCAGAUAACGAAAGACACCCACAAGAUGCGCGCGGCCCUAGGUAUCCUGAAGAUAAACGUCCAGUGACAGACUCAAAAACUACAAUUAAUACGUAUGAGAGCGUGUCAAACUUUUCCGAUACGAAAACGACUCUCGUCAAGGAUUCCCAAACUUUUAUCGACAAACAAUCGACGUUCGAAACGCACACCACGACCGAUGGAUACGGACCUGGACGUCCUCAAGGAAUUGCUGACAAACCGAAAGGUCCCGGAGAUCGCGGUGGACCAAAAUAUCCGAAACCGGAGGAUAAAACUAGCCCAGGCGCUCGAAAACCGAAAUAUCCCGGUGAGCCAGGCGAAACUGAUUCCACGACCUAUGAAAGAAGUGUCACCGAUUUUUCUGACACGAAAACUACUCUCAUUAAGGAUUCUCAAACGUUUGUUGACAAGCGCACAACCUUCGACACGUACUCCACGACGGAUCAAUUUGACGGGUCUCGACGUCCUCAAGAAAUAACUGACGGAUUGGGGCCAUCUCCAAAAGAUGAAACGGGUCCACGGCGUCCAGGAGACUCGAGAGAACCAAAGUAUCCCCAUGAUGACCGAGGACCAAAAUAUGUAGACGAAGCGACCCCGAGGCGUCCUCAAGACAAACGGCCAAUAACCGAUUCGAAAACGACUUAUGAAAGUGUCUCUGACUUUUCCGACUCGAAAACCACCGUCAUUAAAGACUCCCAAACAUUCGUUGACAAACGAACAACCUUCGACACGUACUCCACGACGGAUCAAUUUGACAACACUCGAGACAGACCUAGACGUCCUCAAGAAAUCGCUGACGAAUCUCCAAAAGAUGAAACGGGCCCACGGCGUCCAGGAGACGUGAGAAAACCAAAGUACCCUCAGGAUGGCCGAGGACCAAAAUAUCUUGACGAAACAACGCCUAGGUACCCUGACGACAAACGGCCAAUAACGGAUUCCAAAACGACCUUUUCCGACACGAAAACCACCGUCAUUAAGGAUUCGCAAACAUUCGUUGACAAGCGAACAACUCACGACACGUACUCGGCGACAGACGGACCUACUGACAAAUUAAUUCCAUCCACGGACGAUAGAAGUGGCCCAAGACGUCCAGAAGACGUGCGAGAACCCAAGUACCCCCAUGAUGGUCGAGGACCGAAAUAUCCUGACGAAACUGCGCCCAAGUAUCCCGUCGAUGGACGAUCUCCAUAUGACAAACGCCCGAUAACCGAUUCGAAAACGACAAUCGAUACCUACGAAAGCGUCUCCGAUUUCUCCGACACGAAGACCACCAUUAUUAAAGAUUCGCAAACGUUUGUCGACAAGCAAACCACCUUCGACACGUAUACGACCACCGACACGUAUGAUAGCACCAAGGAUAAACCUAGGGGCCCUCAGAGACUGGAAGACGCACCUCGAGGCCCUGAAGACACCCGAAGCCCAAGAUAUCCAAAGGAUGGACGUGCGCCAACGGGACCAGAAGAUGACGUCACCGUUGUCAAUAAAAAAUUCGUGGACGAUGUUAGACAUACUUUCAUUAAAGAAGAUAUUGUCGACAUUAAAGACAUUAAUGAGGUCACAAACAUUACGAAUGUAAAUAAGCUGGUCGAUAAUAAAGUAAUUAUAAAUGAAGUUAUAAGAAAAAUUCCGGCGAAGGAAGAAAAACCGAAGCUUCCGAAGAAAGAACAAUGCAUCUGCGAAUUGUGCAACUGCGG
Photinus pyralis (common eastern firefly) is the source of this 5061-nucleotide messenger RNA. Its product is annotated as serine-rich adhesin for platelets-like. Gene Ontology annotation, biological process: microtubule anchoring. Gene Ontology annotation, cellular component: cytoskeleton; axonemal microtubule; ciliary basal body. NCBI's taxonomy places the organism in Eukaryota, Metazoa, Arthropoda, Insecta, Coleoptera, Lampyridae. Gene Ontology annotation, molecular function: microtubule binding. The record is from RefSeq and is a predicted model, not a curated record.